This is a messenger RNA of Nezara viridula (southern green stink bug), 255 nucleotides long. NCBI's taxonomy places the organism in Eukaryota, Metazoa, Arthropoda, Insecta, Hemiptera, Pentatomidae. The record is from the annotation of a GenBank genome assembly.
CUAAUACCGAGAAGCUACAAACCUGGAAUUUUUAUUUUGAGGGGCUAUAAAAAAAAUGAAUGACCGUCGAAUGUCGCUUAAGCAACUCGUGAAAUUAUUAAAUAUGAAGGGGAAGAUGUCCUUAACCAGCGCACUGCGUGGGAUUGUUUUGAAAAAUUUAACAGUGGAGAUACGAUGUUGGAAAAGAAGAAGGGUUCUGGGGACUAUUAAUGGAUAUUGAUGAGGUUCUGCAGAAAGCUGUUGAAUAAAAUCCAU